AAUAAGCUGUAACAUACGUGAGCCUCUACGUUGCUGGCGCUUAGCUAUGAGGUAGCGUUCAAUUUCAAACCUUUGUGGGCAGGGUCACGUCGCGCACCAGGGGUGCAUCAGUUACUCGGGUCUAUCAGCGACGGGACUUUCAUUCAUCGCGGCCUCUCAUCGCUAUCCACUAUACAGCAUGGCGCUCUCCACUUGUGUUGGCCAUCAACCGCUCGCGAGGAAGGGCAGUGGCAGCAUUCCCCCACGGCCAUUUUCUCACACACUGCUCCUUCGUCCGGUUACAUUGCUGGAAAGCAGUACUUCAAGGCCAAUGGGAGCGCUUGGCGGACCACGGUGCCAUGGACUUCAACCUAAAUUACAGGUGCUCGCUAGCAAAAUGGAAUUGUCUGUGGUCGAGCCGCGCGAGACAGCCGUGUGUCGCGUCGGUUCAGUUCGAUAUCGCUUCGUUGUGCCGCAAUACGUUACAACGUAUGGUCAAUCGCUGCGAGUUGUGGGAUCGCUGCCUGAACUUGGGGCUUGGGAUCCGCAUCACGCACCUGUUAUGGCUUGGUCCGAUGGACACCAAUGGUCCCUGGACUGCGCCCUGCCUCAGCAAUCCUUCGAAUUCAAGAUCAUCGUGUUCGAGGGCCACGGCUUGCGCUGGGAGAGCGGCAGCAACCGGGUGGUACUAGCGGGCGGCGAGGGCGGGGAUGUGCCGGUGGAGAUCGUGGUGUGGCUGACGUGCCACUUCAACGCCACCACCGCCACGCAGAUGCAGCUAGCGGUGCCGCGAGCACAAGUGGAAGACGCCUACGAGACGGGUAAGGCCACCCUGGAGUUCCUCAGGCGCCGCAAAGCCAAGAUGGGUCAGGACUCGGAGCAGACCGCCAGCGCUUCCGAGCGGCAGCGGCAGGCUGCUGAGCUGCUGCGGCUGUCGGAGGCGGUGGUGGAGCAGCAGGGCACCGUACUGCAGCUGGGGGACCUGCUGGCGGAGGGAGGAGGCAGCAACGGCAACGGCGGUAGCAGCGGCGGCAGCAGCAGCAGCCAGGGCAGGUUGCAUGGGGGCAAUGGAGGCCAGGCGGCAGCAGAGGGGGAGGCGGAGGAGGAUGAGGCGAUGCUGCUGCUGGCGAUUGAGUCGGUGCGGCUGCCGCCGCCCCUGCGCCGCAUUUCCUUUGCGAACGUGGUUCAGUCUUGGAGCAGCACGGGGUCUCCCGCGCUAGAGUCCGGAUUGAGUCCGGGCGGCAGCGGGGACCACGCGCAGGCGGAGGCGGGUGUGGCGGCCUCCCUGCCCGGCGCCAACCCGGCCCUGAACCCCUUCCUGCUGGGGGAGCUGGAUAACCGGGCGGAGGAGCUGAUGAGCGCGGCGGGGGAGCUGCUGAGGGCAUCCUCGCAGCUGCCCCUGAACGGCGCCCCCGCCUCCGCCUCUCCCACUCCCGCCUCCGCCACUGGCCCUCCGGGCUCUCCCACUGCCGCUUCCUCCGCCUCCGCCUCCGCUGCUGCCAGCUCCCAGGAGUGGGCUGACCUGGCGGAGGAGGCGAGCCAGGUGGCGGGUGUGAUGGCGGCGCUGGGGGCUGGCCAGGCGGCCACGCAGCUGCAGGGGCUGGCCUCCGUGGGAAGCGCACUGGCGGGAAGCGGGGGGGGCGGCGGUGGUGGUGGUAACGGAGCGGGUGUGGCUGCUGCCGUGGAGGGGCACCAGGAUGCGUCUGACGCGGCUGAGGCUGACAAGGCUGAGGAGGUGGCUGCGGCUGCAGAAGCGGCCGAUGCAGUGCGUGGAUGGCGGCUGGGGUUAGAAGAUAGAGAAGGAGAAGCUGGCGAUGCUGGUGUGCAUGCCGUACAGGUCCCACAGAUGGGUGGCGAGUUGCAGGAGGUGUUGCCGCCUGCAGCAGCAGCACAUGGGCGGCUGCCGGAAGAGGGGGUGGUGGCUGGAACACCAGCAACUACUAGCUCUGCUGCCUGCAGCACCAGCGUUGUUGUUACCAUCGAGGCACGGAGCAUGGAGGAUUCAGCUGAGCCCGCUAGCUACCAUUCCAGCUACAGUGCUAGCAGCGUCUCUGACAGCGCGAGCUUCCUAGUUGAUCCCGCAGCAGCAAUGGAGCGCCUGGAGACCCCUUCAGAAAUGCUGGCUACGACAGCGGCGGAUGUUGCACAAUCGGCUGCGGCGCUUGAAGGGGCGGCGGCUGCUGCUGUGCAUGUCAGCGCCGGCCCUAGCGAGGCCGGAGGGGCUGAAGGGGACGGGCUGGGCUACGGCAGGGAAGAGGAUGAGCAUGUCAGCGGGAGUGAUCCGGCACAGGUUCAGGCACCAAGCGGCGAUAGUGGUGAAGGCCAUUGGGGGCUGCCCAAGCUCAUGUCGCAGCUGCGGGCCUUCCUGGACAGCCUGUUCCUGUGAUUCGCGGCAUCACGGGACUGGGUAGCAGCAUGCACGCUGUGGGGGUGGACGCGCUUGUGCCCAGGACUGACUGCUACUGUGGACUGGCUUGAUACGCUUUGCCGUCGCACGCGACCUCACACUGUAUGGCGUCUUGGUUACGCAUCCUUGCCUGCAUGCAAAAGCGGUGCUGCGGGUACGGCAAAAAGGAAAUUACCGGGUAUUGUUGUCAUAGAAAGUGCUGUAGUCUGUUUACCCUCCCUGUAGUCCAGAAGCGAAGCCGGGAAAGGUCAGGGGCGAGCUGCCACAUAAUGCCUUUCACUGGUUAAUGUCUUCGCUGUUGUGUACAUUUCUUAUUGCUCGGAUUCAUGGCUCGAAGGUCAAGCUGCAUCCGGGCUGUUGGCUUGUGAGUUGCCGGCGCGUGCUGCAGUGCAGGUUUUAGGCCAGCUAGGGAGUGCAGCGUCCACCUGUGUUGCAGUUGUGUGGGGCAGUACUCACAGGGGAGGUGUUCUGAUGUACCAUGUUCGAGUGUGUAUUUCCUUGGUGCUACCGCCGUUUCCCUCCCGUGGUGGUUAUAUGUACUGCUGUUUAAUAUGUUAAGGACUGAAAUGGCUAAGCCAUGCUAUCUUUUUAUAGGCAGUGUAUAGGCUGACCUCAUAUCUGUAUCCCGCUCUAUAAAGCGCUGUGCCGGUUCAGGAAGUGACCCACGGGUCACAUAACUGGGACGUGCAGGCAUCGACGGGCCGCAAGGUGUAUUGCGUGGGGUAGUGAUGCUAGCUAGUAGUUGAGCACUCUGCACGCAUGCGACUACAUGCGACUACAAUCAAAGAUGCAGACGGUACGCAACUGUUAUGGGUCCUUCUGGGUUAGAAGGUACUACCUGGUAUGUCCUGAUGCGGCUGCAGCGGCAACGAACCAUUCACAGUUCCCGGUUGCCGCCAUAUCUAGUUGCCCGUGCUGAUGUAGUAUGGGAUUGCAACGCGAACUAUUGACGCAACGCCCUAUGCUGAUCUUGUAACGCCAACACCUAGCACG
Molecule: messenger RNA, 3379 nt
Organism: Astrephomene gubernaculifera
Lineage: Eukaryota; Viridiplantae; Chlorophyta; Chlorophyceae; Chlamydomonadales; Astrephomenaceae
Source: the annotation of a GenBank genome assembly